AGGUAUAUAAUGAUGUACGACAUACCUUAUAACUGUUGUAAUUUCCUUUAGAAAAGUCGAGAAGUAUUUGUUUAAGACCUGAAGCCAAUCAUUAACCAUGCAUGUGAGGAGGAAAUAAAUAAGUUUAUUCAACAAUGAAAUAACUGUUUAUACACCACCAGGAGGAAAUAAAUAUGUUUAUUUACAAUCAAAUAACUGUUUAUACACCACAAAAUACUUCUUCAUCUGAAUAUAUAACAAAUACAAUUAUUAGAAAUGACCAUUUUACUGCUUCUGAUCAGUUUUUUAGGGAUCUCUUUUGUUCCAGCAGUUUGUCUAGAAAACCUUGCUCGAAAUUCGGCAUACAGAGGAGAACCAUCACAGAGUUCCAUAUAUGUCACCGGAUGGGCGACAGCUGACAAAGCCAUAGACGGACGUCUAGAGUUGGUUGGAGAUGAUCACUGUAGUUUCACACGGGAAUAUUUUGCUAAAACAGCUUGGUGGAAGUUAACUUUGGCCCAGUGGUCAAAUGUUGCAUAUCUGCAAAUUUUCUUCAGAAAAGCUACUCUAAAUCGUCAUAUAGGAUUCAGUGUGUUGACAUUUAAUGAGUCAUCAUAUAUACCACCAAACAUCAGAGGAUAAAGGGUGUAUACUCAGGACCCGUCUUUCUGUGUAGAACAAGUGAUGAAUGUGACUAUCAACAGGGUAACUAGAGGAAUAGCUCUAUUCAAUUCAAGGGACCCCAUGCUCAACACAAGCUGUGAAGGAUUUGAACCUUCAUUUGCUUCCAUCGAAAUUUGCGAAGUAAAAGUUAUGGGGUGUGGUUUUCAACAAUAUGGUGAAAACUGCACAUCCUGUCCACUUAAAUGUAUGAAUCAGGAGUGCGAUGCAUUUGAUGGAUCCUGUAAAUACGGGUGUAGUAACAAGUUAUUGAAAUCACCAGACUGUAUGGUUUGCAAGGCUGGUUAUUAUGGUCAUAAUUGUGAACAAGCUUGUGGUUAUUGUAAAUCUGGCACAGUGUGCGAUAACAAUACAGGAAUCUGUCGAAAAGGAUGUCAGAGCCACUGGAAUGGAUCGAAAUGUGAUGUGUGUGUAAAUGAAUUUUAUGGUCUCAACUGUACAGAGAAAUGUGGUCAUUGUAAAUCUGGAACAUACUGCAAUAAACUUACAGGAAUUUGUGAGGAAGGAUGUGAAGAUCAUUGGGAGGGUUCAACAUGCAAUGUGUGUAAAAAUGGAUUUUAUGGUGACAACUGUACAAAAACUUGCGGCCAUUGUAAACCAGGAACAUAUUGUCAUAAGGUGACGGGCAUUUGCCAAGAAGGAUGUGAUGAUCAUUGGAAUGGUUCACAAUGUAACGAGUGUAGAGCAGGCUUCUUUGGAAGAGGUUGUGAAAGGCCAUGUGGGAGUUGUAGAAAUGGCACAUUUUGUGACACGAUCACAGGCAAAUGUCCAGAGGGUUGUGAAGGUGAUUGGAUUGGAAUCAUUUGCUACGUAUUGUCAUCUUCCAGAGAUACAAAAACUGGUGAAGAAACAUCAAAUACUUCAUCUGUAGUCAUUUCCGUUUUAGCAACACUUCUUGUUGUAAUUGUUACAUACCUUGGGUUUAAAUUUGUGAAAAACAAAUGGAAAAAGUGGAAAAGUGGGACGAAUGUAUCAGACACUAUUUCAACAAAAUUUGUGGAAAACCCACAAUUAUAUGACAGGUACACAGGAGACCCAUGUAUAUCAAAAAAUCAAUUCUUCCAUUACCGAUUAUGAAGAAAUACAUAAAUACAGCAACAAGCAGCAAUGAAUUAUAAAAACAGAACAAUUUAGUUGUGCAAAGGAGCUAUAUUUUUUUCUGAAUUUAAUUCGAAGGAAGUAGGAAUAGGCCAAGACUUGACAAAUAAAACAUUCUUUUAAAUGCUUGUGUAAUACUCACUAUUGCAGUGAAAUACAAGUUGUAUUUACCGAUGCCCGAUCUACCCAUAAGUCCUUGCAAGAAAGCUAGGCCGACUAGGAUAACUCAGGUCAGGUCAUUGCCAUCAGAGAAGUGUAGCUUACUAAUAACUGUAUUUUAGUAGUGUGGAAGAGUGCGUAGAUCAGAGUGUGGUUGUUUGUGUGAAACUUUUAUUAAUAUUAUUAUUUUUUUUUUGUAAAUAAAUUUAUCAAAGUAAGAAGAUUGUGUGUGAUUUUUUGAAAUAAUCAGAUUGUUCUCGUGAUUGUGUGGAUACUCUUUAUGUUAUGAAAGUGAUAAAAUUGAAUUUGUGAAGGAGUAGAAUUCA
Molecule: messenger RNA, 2243 nt
Organism: Saccostrea cuccullata (small rock oyster)
Lineage: Eukaryota; Metazoa; Mollusca; Bivalvia; Ostreida; Ostreidae
Product: multiple epidermal growth factor-like domains protein 10
Exons: 10
Coding region: 664-1737 (357 amino acids)
Molecular function (GO): scavenger receptor activity
Source: RefSeq, a predicted model, not a curated record